UCUCUCUACAAUCUGAGAUGUUUAUGUAUGAAGUGUAAUAAUUAUCCUUUUUACUGAAAAAAUGAGGGCAGAAUUGAAGGGGAAAACGAGUUCAAUUUCAGUGCAUAAUUCAACGAUUUUGAACACCCCUCAUACUUCUCUUUCUGGUGCGCUAAAGGGGUGCCUUGGGAGCCUAGACGGUGGCUGUAUUGAGAAGCUUCUGCUUCACUGCGCCGGUGCCCUCGAGAGCCACGAUGUCACUCUUGCUCAGCAGGUUAUGUGGGUUCUCAAUAACGUCGCCUCCCCGGUUGGCGACCCUAACCAACGCCUCACUUGUUGGUUUUUGAGGGCUUUGAUUUCUAGAGCCUCUAGGGUUUGUCCAACCCCGACUCCGACACCGAUGAAUUUUAAUGGAAGAAGUGCCCGUAUCGACACGAGGUUGAUGUCAGUGACCGAGCUCGCCAGAUACGUAGAUUUGAUUCCGUGGUAUCGGUUCGGGUUUUGUGCAGCGAACAUCGCAAUUUACAAGGCAAUUCAAAGGUGCCCCAAAGUUCACAUAUUAGAUUUCAGCAUUUCUCAUUGCAUGCAAUGGCCAACCCUAAUAGACGCCUUAUCCAAAAGGCCACAAGGCCCUCCUUCACUUCGCAUCAGUGUCCCAUCUUUUAGGCCAUCCGUUCCUCCUUUACUCAAUAUCUCCACACAACAAAUUGGCCUUUGUUUAAGCAAAUUCGCCAACUCCAAAAACAUCCCAUUUCAAUUCAAUGUCAUUGAUAACCACAAUACUUCCAUCGAUCCUUCAAGUUUAAGCCUAGAAGAAGACGAGGCCUUGGUCAUAAAUUGUCAACAUUGGCUAAGAUACAUGUUGAACGACGAAGAAGAAGAAGACGAUUUUAUUAACGCGACGAAAAGCCUCAACCCACGAAUCAUGGUGGUGGUUGAUGAAGACUCCGACAUGAGUGACUCGAGUCUCGCCUCGAGAAUUACAACAUGUUUUAACUAUUUUUGGAUACCCUUUGACGCGCUCGAGACUUUCUUGCCAAAAGAUAGCGCGCAGAGGCUCGAGUAUGAGGCCGACAUCGGGCAACGAAUCCAAAACAUUAUUGGCUUUGAAGGGCAACAAAGAGUUGAGAGAUUGGAAAGUUGUGUGAAGGUUUCGGAGAGAAUGAGGAAUGGUGGGUACUUAAACGUACCGUUUUGUGAUGACGUGGAAGCUGAGCUGAAGGCCUUGUUGGCAGAGCAGGCCAGUGGAUGGGGGAUGAAGAGGGAAGAAGAUACGUUGGUGCUGACGUGGAAGGGCCACAAUUCUGUGUUUGUCACAGCUUGGGUUACUGAUGAGUUGGCUAGAUGAAGCUGGUGUGACUCGAACAUUUUGAUUCUAGUUCUAGUUCUA
Molecule: messenger RNA, 1369 nt
Organism: Cucurbita moschata (crookneck pumpkin)
Lineage: Eukaryota; Viridiplantae; Streptophyta; Magnoliopsida; Cucurbitales; Cucurbitaceae
Product: scarecrow-like protein 32
Exons: 2
Coding region: 62-1327 (421 amino acids)
Biological process (GO): regulation of DNA-templated transcription
Cellular component (GO): nucleus
Molecular function (GO): sequence-specific DNA binding; DNA-binding transcription factor activity
Source: RefSeq, a predicted model, not a curated record